Lytechinus variegatus (green sea urchin) is the source of this 2439-nucleotide messenger RNA. Its product is annotated as S-formylglutathione hydrolase-like. Lineage: Eukaryota; Metazoa; Echinodermata; Echinoidea; Temnopleuroida; Toxopneustidae. Gene Ontology annotation, cellular component: cytosol. Gene Ontology annotation, molecular function: S-formylglutathione hydrolase activity. The coding region runs from base 137 to 997 and encodes 286 amino acids. The record is from RefSeq and is a predicted model, not a curated record. The transcript is spliced from 9 exons. Gene Ontology annotation, biological process: formaldehyde catabolic process.
UCGGGUGCUCAAAAUGAGAAUGCAAUAGACGUGAACGAACACAAGUGAGGACCUGUGCGAAUGCGACGACGAAUCACGUCAUCGAUCACGGAAAAAACAACAGGAAUUCUUUAAACUGAAAUAAAAGACAAGAAAGAUGAACGGGCUUACCGAGGUAUCGAGCCACAAGUGCUUUGGCGGCUACCAAAAGUUUUUCACACACGAGAGCUCAGAAUGCAAGGCGAAGAUGCCCUUCUCAGUCUAUAUUCCUAAGCAGGCCGAGAAAGGCAAAUGUCCAUGUCUCAUAUUUCUUGCCGGUUUGCGCGCCAACGAACAAAAUGCGGCCAUCAAAUCGGGAUUCCAGCGUUUAGCAGCCCAGUAUGGUAUGAUAGUCGCGUGCCCAGACACAAGCCCCCGUGGGUUAAACAUCGAAGGGGCGGAGGACACGUGGGAAUUUGGUAUCGGGGCUGGCUUUUACAUCGACGCCACGGAGGAAAAAUGGAGGAAACACUUCAGAAUGUACUCUUACAUCACAGAAGAGUUUCUCGAUCUCCUCGUAAAGCAUUUCAACGUCAAUCCGGAAAAAGUUGGAAUUACAGGCCACAGCAUGGGAGGACACGGUGCUAUGAUUUUUGGCCUCAAGAAUCCACAUCUCUUUAAGUCUAUAUCAGCCUUUGCUCCAAUCUGUAAUCCGUCGAUCAGUCCGUGGGGGGUGAGAGCCUUCAAGGGUUACCUUGGGAACGAUGUCAACGCAUGGAAGGAGUACGACACAUGUGAACUUGUUCCACUUUACAACGGGCCACCAAGAGAGAUCUUCCUAAGCCAAGGGACCAACGAUCCAUGGACUCCAGAUAAACAACUCCUACCAGAAAACCUGAUUGAGGUCUGCAAAGGCAGCAACAAUGUCACCCUUAACAUGGAUAUACGCGAGGGUCACGACCACAGCUACUUUUUCGUCGCUUCGUGCAUGGAGGACCACAUUAAGUUCCACAUCCAGCAAAUGGAAAUGACAUCAUAACUCGGUUGCUAUGUAAAACACUGACGAUGCAUUCCCACCAUGAAAGGAGAGAGGGAGCUUGGGGAUGAGCUCUCGAGGGUUAGCAGAAGAGAAAAUAUCAAUUUAUUUCAACUAGAUUGUGAAUAAAGGAAUGUAGAGAACUGGUGAAGUGAAAAUGCAUUUUGAAUAAUCAUUUUCAUUUAAGUGUUAAAUAAUCAUUUAAGUGAUUCAAAUCAAAUUGCAUGGACUGCGAAACGGAAAAUUGCAAUUUACAGUAAUUACAGUAUCUUGAGAUAUUAAUUCCUCGAGGUCUGUUGGAUAUGAAUGAUCGAUUUGAAAUGAAAGAGAGAUAACCUUGUUUCUUUGUAAAAGAUGAGAGCCCUGCAAGGUCUGUUGCAUAAAUAUAACUUUAUGGUAUCUUUGCAGUUUAAUUAAUGCUAACUUUUGAGGAAAUCACUGAUUUUGAUUGACUGUUCAGCAGUGGUAACAUGGUAGCUACUGCUGUUCAGGGGUCAAACAUGGGUCCUUUCUGAAAUUCCAUCAAUAUCAUUCUUCCUUCAAAUCUUUUAUAAAUCUUACACAUCCGGGCCCCAUGUCACAAAGAGAUGCGGCUGAUCUAAUCAAAGUAUGGAAAGCCAGAAGCUAAAUAUAGAAUGCAGUAUCCUUUCAAAGUGUGUGCAAAGCAAGAGAAACUUUUAAGAAUGCAGCAUGGUUUUGUUCCAGUCAGUUUGCCCCUUUUUGUUUCCAGAGAGGCAGAGCAUGAACCUCAACGAUUUUUUAUGAUUUUAAAUUUUUAAUGGCUUUCACUUAUUCGUUUUAGAUCAUCUUAACUCUAAGAUGGGCACAAUCCCUGACUCCUGAAGUUUAUUUAUUUCUAGGUUCCUAAAUGAUUUCUUUGCUUAAACAAAUACAUGCCAAGAAAGGCAGAUCAAAGCAAAAUUGAAACCAUGAACUUGAAAUUUAGUGUAUAUGCAAUCAUUUUGUUCUUUAUACAGACAGGAUUUUGUUUCUCUUUCACACAAUGGGUAUAUGUACAUGUUUUAUUUCCCCGAGAGUUUUUUGCAGGGGGGGGGGUGUCAAAUGUUUUGGCUGGAAUAUUAACAUUUUUUUUAUAAAAAAUGAAAUAGCAACCCUUUGUUUAAGAAUCAAGUGUCUAACAUUGGAGCUAUACCAUUGAGCUAGGCAUUUCUGCUGCAGCUCAACUAAUCACUUAAUCUGAAAUUGUCACGACACUUAUCUAGCUUUACCAGGGAAGUGAAUUUUUGUAUGCACUGAGUAUAUUAAAUGACUAUUUUUCAUAUAUGUCUUCUACCUCACGGUUUAUAUGAGUUUCAAAACAAAGAAUCAAUGAAAACAAUGUAUUUGGUUUCAUAAUGUUUAAUGACUCUGAAUUCACAUGUCUUCAGAUUACAUAAGAUAUCUGUAACUUUUCGUAUGAGUUAGAUUUACAAUAAACAUAUCUU